Molecule: messenger RNA, 414 nt
Organism: Prorocentrum cordatum
Lineage: Eukaryota; Dinophyceae; Prorocentrales; Prorocentraceae
Source: the annotation of a GenBank genome assembly
GCCAUUGAGGAGAACAACCCGUUCCCCGAGGACGCGGACGACGACGGGCCGCCCAGCCCCUCCGAGAAGUCCGACGCGGAGGUCGAGGACGAGGACGAUGACGACGACGAGGAGGAACUCAUGAGGGAGUUGGCCAAGAUCAAGAAGGAGAGAGAGGCUGAGGAGGCGAAGGCCAAAGCAGAGAAGGAAAAGCAGGACAACAGAGCAAAGCGAGAGGACAUCAUGAAGGGCAACCCACUGUUACAGAAUGCUGACUUAUCGCUGAAGAGGAAAUGGGACGACGACACCGCAUUCAAGAACCAGUCGCGCACAGUCCCGAAGACAAAGCAGCGAUUCAUAAACGACAUGGUUCGCAGUGACUUCCACAGGAAGUUUCUGAAUAAGUAUGUCCAGCUGGACACCGUGUAUCACUGA